AUGGACAUCAAGGAGUAUUUCAACAGAAUUUCUUACCGGGGCUCCUACGAUAAACUGGACCUGGCUACCUUGACGGAUAUAUUCCAGCACCACAUCCGAGCGGUCCCUUUUGAAAACCUCAGCAUCCACUGUGGGGAAAGCAUUGAGCUGGACUUGGAAGCGACUUACAACAAGAUAGUGAGGAAGAGACGUGGGGGCUGGUGCAUGGAAAACAACCACCUUUUAUCUUGGGUCCUGAAAACCCUCGGCUACAACGUCACCUUUCUGGGAUCAAAAGUUUAUGUCCCGGAGUUCGACGCGUAUGCAGAAGAAAUUGAUCACCUGCUGCUAAAAGUGGAGCUUGAUGACAAAUCCUACAUAGUGGACGGUGGGUUUGGGAUGGCCUACCAGAUGUGGCAGCCGAUGGAGCUGAUUUCGGGGAAAGACCAGCCUCAGUCUCCUGGGGUCUUUCGCUUCCUGGAGGAGAAUGGAGUCUGGUACCUCCACAAGGUGAAAAGGAAGCAGUGUGUUCCCAACAAAAGCAUCUCCACUGACCGUUACCUGGAGAAAGAAGGUUGCCGUCAAGUUUAUCUCUUCACCCUUCAGACACGAGACAUUGAAGACUUCAGAACCUGCAACACCCACCUGCAGACAGCGCCGAACUCGCUGUUUGUGAAAAAGUCUAUCUGUAGCCUGCAGACUGCCGACGGCAUCCGGGCUCUGGUGGGAUGGAAUCUCACUGAGAUGCAGUACAAUUUUAAGGAUAAUAUGGAUCUGGUGGAAAUCAGAAUCCUUGCAGAUGAAGAAAUAGAGAAAACACUAAAAGAGAAAUUCAAUAUAACACUAGACAAGAAAUUGGUACCCACCAAUAAGAGCAGGUUGUCUCUGUUUUAA
Molecule: messenger RNA, 873 nt
Organism: Phaethon lepturus (White-tailed tropicbird)
Lineage: Eukaryota; Metazoa; Chordata; Aves; Phaethontiformes; Phaethontidae
Product: arylamine N-acetyltransferase, pineal gland isozyme NAT-3-like
Exons: 1
Coding region: 1-873 (290 amino acids)
Molecular function (GO): acetyltransferase activity
Source: RefSeq, a predicted model, not a curated record